This is a messenger RNA of Morchella sextelata, 1590 nucleotides long. RefSeq lists its product as uncharacterized. Gene Ontology annotation, molecular function: diacylglycerol O-acyltransferase activity. Bases 1 to 1590 code for a protein of 529 amino acids. The record is from RefSeq and is a predicted model, not a curated record. Gene Ontology annotation, cellular component: endoplasmic reticulum membrane. Gene Ontology annotation, biological process: triglyceride biosynthetic process. The transcript is spliced from 2 exons. NCBI's taxonomy places the organism in Eukaryota, Fungi, Ascomycota, Pezizomycetes, Pezizales, Morchellaceae.
AUGUCCUACUUCGACCUCUCUAAAUUCCCACCGUCCUCUGCCGCCUCUGACGAUGGCAGCGUUUCGUCCCUCCUCAGCAUCUCCCCGCGCUCCAGCAGGUCCAUAAUACUUGACCAGUCCUUCUUUGACGCAGAGGACCCCUCCCCUUCGCCCAGAGGCCUGGCCGAGCCGCCUCCACAACGAUCAUUGCCGGCGAUUAACGACGCUCUCUACUCUGUGCAGGUGAACAACCGCAGGAGGAGUACCAAUAGUAAUACCACCACCAGUGUUAGUAGCAAUUAUGAUAGUGAUAGCAGCGGCAGGAGUGGGAGGAGACCGAUCAAGACGGGGGAGAUGGGCACGUCUUCGGAGAGGGAGAGUGAUGGAGAGGUGAGGUAUCAGGAGAAGAAGUCGAAGCCAAAGCCAAAGAAGAAGGUUUCAGUGGUGAUCAGUGGUGGGGAUAAGGUUAAGAGGAAUGGAGGAAUCCGAAUGGCUCCGCUGAAUGUUCCAAUUAAACGACGACUUCAAACUGCGGCAGUCCUCUUACACGGGUUUACUAUCCCGCUAUAUACCUCACUAUUCUGGUUUCUUUUGGCAAUUCCAUUGACAUGGCCCAUCCUGAUCCCAUAUCUUAUCUACUGCCUCUUCUCGGAAGCCCACUUCGACGGCUCUGCGCCAAGGCGGCGUUCCCACUUCCUCCGAAGCCUCCCAGUAUGGCGUCUCUACACGGGCUACUUCCCCCUCAAACUCCACGCCACGACCUCCCUAGACCCCGCAAAGAACUACAUCUUCACCUACCACCCCCACGGCAUCAUUUCCCACGGAGCCUUCGGCCACUUCUGCACCGAAAACACCACCGGCUUCGAGGGUCUCUUCCCAGGGAUUACAAACACCCUCCUCACUCUCGACUCCAACUUCCGCGUCCCCUUCUACCGCGACUUCCUCAUGUUCAUGGGCCUCGCCUCCGUCUCCCGCCGCUCCUGCGAAGCCCUCCUCCGCGGCGAGGCCGCCCAACCGCCCCCAACAUGGUCUGCCUGGAAACCAUGGACUUGGUGGCGCCUCGUCUUCCUCCUCCCCAUCUUCCACCCGGCACCGCACUACACGGCACCCACCGGCGGCGGCCGCGCAAUCACCAUCGUCCUUGGCGGCGCGCGCGAGUCCCUUGAGGCAAUCCCCGGCCGCAUGGCCCUGGUCGUGAAGCGCCGCCGCGGCGUUCUCAGGAUUGCGAUCCGUGAGAACGCUGGCAUUGUACCGGUGCUCAGCUUUGGCGAGAACGAGCUCUACGACCAGAUGGUCCCCACUGGUGGCGGGAUGAUUGAGAAGCUGCAGAUGUUUGUGAAGAGUGUGGCUGGGUUCACAGUGCCACUCUUCCAUGCGAGGGGUGUUUUCAACUACGAUGUUGGCUUGUUGCCAUACAGGAAGGAGGUCAACACGGUGGUGGGACGUCCGGUGUUCCCGAAGGCGCAGAUGGAGAGUCCCAGGGAUGGGGACCUGGAUGAGUUCCAAGAGAGGUAUCUGGCAGAGUUGAGAAGGUUAUGGGACGAGCAUAAGGAUGUCUAUGCGAAGGGGAGGCUACCGGGCAAAGAGGGCGAGAUGGUGUUCGUGGGUUAA